AAGUUGUUUCAUCCUCUACCAAGACGACCUCCCCCUUCACAAGGCUCCGUCAUAUCAUACCAUCUGUUGUCGGUGUGAACUAUAUACGGAGGUUGAUAUUGAUCAAACACCAUUCUAGCCAUUUCGUGUUGAAGAUUAGUCAACUUGACGCCUAUCACCAAGACGAGACGACAAAAUACAGUCAAGCCGUUUGAGCUGUCAUAACGCUCUCAUUGGUGCAUUCACACCUCAUUCGCAUUCGCCCUUCACCUAACCCACUGACAAUCACCGUUGCCAACAAUGGCUUUCCCUCAACCAGGCGGACCGGCUUUUCGUCACGCACAGUCCUUUGCGGAUGCCCAGUCCCAGUUCGACAUUCUCGAGUGGCACCCAUACUUCAUGUCCUGCAUGCGAUACUUCCUGGACCACGCCCAAUACCAUGGCCCUGUGCAGGCUCUUGCUGGAUUCAUCAACAUCCGACUACCUUUCCAGAAGCCCAACCCGGUGCUGUCUUCACAGACAGUCCGCCCACCACCAGAACUAGAGGCGUCUUGUGUCCGGGGAGCAGCGGGAAAGGCACCCGUCGGGGGUUAUGGUCUUCAGUCGUAUGCGAGUGUCAACUUGAUCCCCUAUAUUCGGCGUCUGGUAGCUACGGGAUAUGAUUUUCCCGGAGUUUUGCACGGCUUUUUCGGCGACGACUGGGAGGCUGGGAUCGGGCCACUACACGAGAACGAGCGACGGAACUACCUCUUUGCGGCCAAGAGCUCCAACUGGCUCAAGGUCAAGGCGGCUUACGACAUGAACGAGGAAGAGUCCAUACCGUUUUUGAAACCUUUGCGCGAUGCGACCGAAAGAGAGAUUGUUCUAGCUGAGAGAAGCUGGAGUGAAUGGUUGGCGAUGCAGGACUGGAUGUUGGGACCACGCGCACCAGAUGUGCAGCAAGCCAACGGCAAUGGAAACGGGAACAAUGCCAAUGGAGGACGGAUGCAGGGUAUCAAAAGGGAAGGUGACUAAGAGGGUUUAUACCAGGAGGCUCUGUAACGUGAAUUGGGAACGGAUAGGGGAAAGUUAAUGGGCUGGAUAUGAGUGCUCUCUGUUGAGUGUUGGCA
Neurospora hispaniola is the source of this 1088-nucleotide messenger RNA. RefSeq lists its product as uncharacterized. Bases 280 to 993 code for a protein of 237 amino acids. The record is from RefSeq and is a predicted model, not a curated record. The transcript has 2 exons. NCBI's taxonomy places the organism in Eukaryota, Fungi, Ascomycota, Sordariomycetes, Sordariales, Sordariaceae.